Lactuca saligna is the source of this 1152-nucleotide messenger RNA. Lineage: Eukaryota; Viridiplantae; Streptophyta; Magnoliopsida; Asterales; Asteraceae. The record is from the annotation of a GenBank genome assembly.
AUGGUUCAAUCGAUUUCGAAAAGUCGUAGUAUGGAGAAGAAAUUGAUACAAGAAGCGGAGGUGGAAGAACAGAUGGAAGAUAAAUUGACUAAGAAAGGCGGUGACGAACACGUUGCAUCAAAAGGGAGUGUCUUACAAAGUCGAUGCAAUCGAUGGAAAGAAACAGCCGCGAUCUUAAUUCCAAAUCUUGUUUUUAAUCCGUCUAACUCGCUUUCUUCCAUUUCUAAUUUCUUACCUGUUAGAAACCCUAAUUAUCUCCCUCAACUACGUCGUCUUAGAUUAUCCUCAGCUUAUUCUUCGUCAAUCACCGAAGAAAACGGCCAUUGCCACCAAACUGAGGGUGAAAUUCACGUAAUUGUGGGCCCUAUGUUCGCUGGAAAAACCACCACUUUGCUUCGCCGGAUUAAAUCUGAAAGCUCUAAUGGCAGAAAUGCAGCUGUUAUAAAGUCUAGUAAGGAUACAAGAUAUGGAUUGGAUUCAAUUGUGACACAUGAUGGGGAGAAGCUUUCAUGUUGGCCACUUGAAGCUUUAUCAUCAUUCAAAGAAAGAAUUGGUCUUGAAGCUUAUCAUAAGCUAGAGGUGAUUGGAAUUGAUGAAGCUCAGUUUUUUGAAGACUUGUAUGAUUUCUGCAUUAAAGCUGCUGACCAUGAUGGCAAAACUGUAAUUGUUGCUGGCUUGGAUGGUGAUUAUUUGCGGAGGAGCUUUGGGGUGCUAGAUAUAAUACCGAUUGCAGAUACUGUAACGAAAUUAAAGGCACGGUGUGAGGUGUGUGGGAAGCCUGCUUUUUUUACUUUAAGGAAAACAGAGGAGACAGAGAGAGAAGUAGUGGCUGGUGCUGACGUGUACAUGCCUGUUUGUAGAAACCAUUAUUUGACUGGUCAAAAGGUCAAACAGGCUGCAAGAAAUGUUCAGGAAACACACAACCUUCAAUGUGGCUCAUUCUUAUAGUCAAUUUACUCAAUAUCUGUAAAACGUGCGUGUAUUGUAUAAAAACUUACGUACGUGUUUUCUAUAUUUAAUGGGAUGUUGUAUGGAAAUUACAAACCAAAAUUCAAUGGAUAUAUUUAUUAUAAGAAAGUGAAAUAUAUUAAUGUUGUUACUAAUUUCAUAUAAAAAAUACAAGAAUAAUCGUUUGCUACAAAAAAAAAAAAA